CGGCGCACCAACGGCGGUCCCGUUCAAGCCAACGGCGUGCCCUGCACGCGCCCCCCGCCCGCCCUGCUCCGGCAGUCCGAGCGGAAAGUGAACUUUGUGGACAACCUUGUCGGUGAGUGAUUCGGACCUCGAACGUCUACCGACGCCAAUGCUAAACGUCAACGAAGACUCCGCGUCGCAGAUUGUUGAGACCAUCUGGCCCUUGUCGGCCGCGGCGCACCGCAGUGAUGCGGCCACCGGGUGCAAGGGCGUCCUGCCCCUCCGCACCUUCAUCCAGGAGACUCUCCGCCGCUCGCGCACCAGCUACAGCACCCUGCAGGUCGCGCUGUACUACUUGAUCAAGAUCAAGUCGCACGUCCCCAACCCCGAUGCGUCCCCGGACCAGAAUGGUGGGAAGCCGGUCUGUCGGGCCAUGCAGUGUGGCCGACGCAUGUUCCUCGCUGCGUUGAUCCUCGCGUCCAAGUACCUGCAGGACCGGAACUACUCGGCCCGUGCGUGGAGCAAGAUCUCCGGCUUGAACACCGCCGAGAUCAACCAGAACGAGCUGAUGUUCCUCGGCGCCGUGAGCUGGCGGCUCCACAUCCCGGAGGCGCUCUUCCAGCGGUGGACGGACAUCGUGUUGAAGCUGACGCAGGGCGGUCUCUCCGUCGGCGGACUCACGUGGCAAUCGGCCAUCCCCCGACUCACUCCAGAGCUGGAAGGUGAGUUGGAGGCGGCCCCGGCAUCGGGUCCGCUGACGCCGAACAGCAUGCGUAGCUACGACGCGCGCUUCUCGGAAUCUCCUUCGCCCCGUGGAAGCUCGACGCGAGGCGGCGGCCCUUGUUCCGCGCCACUCGCGGCUGAGCCCUGCACUCUGCCGUCGAUCCAUGAUACCCUCGGGCUGUACCGACGGACGAGUCCCGUGGGUCUGCCAUCCAUGUCUCGACUGGACGGUUCCCAGGCGCCUCCGUCCCUGCCGCGCCCGCCGAUGCUGCCGACUCCGCAAUUGACUCCGCAGUCCAUCCUCGCCGGCACUCCUGCUGUGAGUGCUGGUGGGGUCCCCUCGCACCGACGACACAUCUGUUCGGCUAUGUCCCAGGCGCACCACGCGGGCCUGGCGCGGUCGACCAUCGACCAGCGCCCGCCUCCGUCGAUGUGCCCUCGGGCCAGUACGUUCGAUGGGUAUUCUACCGUGCGUCGGUCGUCGUUGGCGCGGUCCAGCUCGUCGGCAUCGUCUCCGGACUCGAUGGUCUCGGAUGUAUCGACCCUGUCCUCGAGCUCGCGGUCGUCCUCGGUCUCGUCCAGCUCGGCCUCGGGGCCCGGGGCGGUCUCUCUUCCCCGCCUGGCCACCCUGCGCUGCACCAACAACUCGCUAAAGGACGGCCGCCGACCGCUGAGCGUCGUGUCGCCCAUCGACGAGAGCGUCUUCAGCGACUUCUACAACUCUCCGGAUCUCUACGGGGCGCCGCUGAGCCAUGCGCCGGACUUCUCCCGCUUUUCGCUGGGCACGCCGGUCGAUUUGAGCUCGGCCCACGAAGCGGCCCAGGGUCUGUGUGAGCUGUCUGGUGCGGUGUCUCGUCCGACCACUGGCCCCAGCCAGCGACCGUGCCGGAAGCGUGGUCGCGCAGGCUCGGACGAUCUGCCGCUGCCGAACUACAUCUCUGGCUCGCGCGAGGAUGCCGCGGGGCUCCCCAGCGGCCACGUGAUGAAUCGCUUCUUGAACUCCAAGACGCUCAGUGCGGCCCAGCUCCAGGCCCUCAACCAAACCCCUCUUUCCGGUCCGGUCGGUAUGAAGCGCGCUUGCUGUGGAAGCGAGACGCAGAAGAUCGCGCUCCACCCGAGCGUGCGCGCCGAAUACUGAUCCCCUCCGACCUGUGGUACGAUGGUGUUUACUUUUACUUCUCCUUCUCUCUUUUUACCACCGGCUACUUUCCUUGCUGUAUGGAAGGGAAAAGUCAUUAUUGCAUAAUUUUAUUUUUUAAGGGACGGAUCUCGUCGACCGAGUGACCUGCUUGCCCCCGACGCCGCAGCCAACGCGGACCAGCGGUGGAAAAGUUAACCUUUACUCUUUCUAUUCUCGUCUUGUACAUACCGGGAGUUGAUGGGCUGGAGAGUUAGCAGCGGCGUUGGGUGGCGGGCAGCCCCCGAGUGUAUGAUGUAUGUGGGGAGCUUAUUUGCCUUGCAAUCAUUUACUUUACUUUUUACUUCCUUUGUCUAUCUUGCUGCGGAGUGUGUGGAUGGAGGGGUCUGGUUUUGACUGUCUUUUAUUCUUCUCUUUUAUCUGAUUUUCUUUUCUAUCGUCCCGCUCGGCGGCUGGGUCGAAUCUAUGUUCACUGAAGGAGUUGUCGGAGCUGGAGCUACAUAGGUAGGAUUCAAUCCAUGUAUCUACAUAUUUAUUUGUAUACCCACAUUUACCUUUCGGACUGCAAACAGUAUACACAAAUAGUAUACACAAGUACAGUAAGAUCUGGAUCAAACAGGCAAGUGCCUCACGUAUCGAACCAUGGUUCAUCCACGUAGGUUCCACGAAUAGAACAUGUAGUGGAGGUAGGUAGCCU
Messenger RNA from Aspergillus candidus, 2537 nucleotides. RefSeq names its product putative G1/S-specific cyclin Pcl5. The transcript has a single exon. Gene Ontology annotation, molecular function: cyclin-dependent protein serine/threonine kinase regulator activity; protein kinase binding. Gene Ontology annotation, cellular component: cyclin-dependent protein kinase holoenzyme complex; nucleus. NCBI's taxonomy places the organism in Eukaryota, Fungi, Ascomycota, Eurotiomycetes, Eurotiales, Aspergillaceae. Gene Ontology annotation, biological process: regulation of cyclin-dependent protein serine/threonine kinase activity. Bases 149 to 1840 code for a protein of 563 amino acids. The record is from RefSeq and is a predicted model, not a curated record.